Cylicocyclus nassatus is the source of this 315-nucleotide messenger RNA. The record is from the annotation of a GenBank genome assembly. NCBI's taxonomy places the organism in Eukaryota, Metazoa, Nematoda, Chromadorea, Rhabditida, Strongylidae.
AUGAGCGCCGCAGCGCCAGAGAGUGGACGAGGAGGUACGAGGUACGACGAGAAGAACUUCACUCUCGGGCUGAAUUCGCUGCUCUCGCGCGGCGCUUGUGCUAGCAGCGCACACGAACACGAGCGAGCGCCUCGAAGCGCCCGAGCUUUCGUGAACGGCGAGAAGCGCCGUCGCAGCGCCGCCGCUGCCAACGACUCGUCGCCGAAGACUUAUCACCUCGCUGCAUCUACCGAACGAAAUGGCAACCUCAGCCCAGUGCAACACAGCGACGACGAUGUUGCGCAGAGUUUUACAAAAGUCAUAAAAGUCGGUUGA